Molecule: messenger RNA, 1221 nt
Organism: Saxophila tyrrhenica
Lineage: Eukaryota; Fungi; Ascomycota; Dothideomycetes; Mycosphaerellales; Extremaceae
Exons: 1
Coding region: 1-1221 (406 amino acids)
Molecular function (GO): protein binding; 6-phosphogluconolactonase activity
Source: RefSeq, a predicted model, not a curated record
AUGUUCUUCUCCAAAUCCACCACCACCCUCAUCCUCAACCUCGCCCUCGCCACCGCAACCAACCUCUUCAUAGCCGACUACUCCGGCUCCAUCACCACCCUCUCCCUCACCGAGUCCCAAGGAAACUACACCGUCACCACCACCUCCACCAACCACGCCUGCGCCCCGAACCCCUCCUGGCUCACCCUCGACGCCGACCGCGGACUGCUCUUCUGUCUAAACGAAGGCCUGGAGACCCGCAACGGCUCGCUGAGCUCCUUCACCGUAGGCGCGGAUGGGGAGCUCACGCACGUGAAGAACGCGACUACGAUCAACGGGCCUGUAAGCGGCGUUAUCUACGGGAACGCAGCAGGGAAGCGCGCGAUUGCUUUGGCGCAUUAUGCUGGGUCGGCUGUGAGUUCGUGGGUACUGGGGGAGGGUGGCGAGUUCACGCAUCUUCAGGAUAUCACGUUCUCACUUCCUAGGCCGGGGCCGGAUCCCGUGAGGCAGGAUGCGCCGCAUGAGCAUGAGGCGAUUGUGGAUCCGACGGGGCGGUAUAUUUUGGUGCCGGAUCUUGCGGCGGAUCUUGUGAGGGUGUUUUGCUGGGAUCAGGAGACGUUGAAGCUCGAGGCGCUGGAUCCGUUGGAAGUGGCGCCGGGGUCGGGACCAAGGCACGCUGCGUUUUGGAACCCGUAUAGUGUUGCUUGCGAAGGGUGCACGACGUAUUUGUAUGUUGUUGCGGAGCUGGCGUCUACUGUGAUGGGCUACGCGGUCACGUAUAAGCCCAACGGCGGAGGCUUGUCGUUCAAGGAAGUCUACAACAGCUCGACGUACGGUUUGCUCAACCUCCCUCCUGGCACUGCACCGGCGGAAGUGCACGUCUCGCCGGAUAACAAGUACCUCACCAUCUCGAACCGCAUGGACAAAGCGUUCACACUGCCUCAACCGGACGGAUCAAUCUUACAUUCUGACAGCCUGGUUACCUUCGUCCUCCAAGACGACGGUUCAUUGGUCUGGCACCAGAUAUGGCCAGCAGGCGGUUCCAUCCCAAGACACUAUAGCAUGAAUGCGCCCGGCACGUUGGUAGGGGUGGGACUUCAGUAUGACCAGACUGUUGCGAUUCUGCAGCGCGAUCCCAGCUCAGGAUUGAUCGGGGAGCCGAUUGCCAGGGUGAAGGUUGGUGGGAAUGUGACUUGUGUCGUGUUCGAUGAGCAGAAAGCUUUGGGUAGACUUGGUGGAUAG